GUAGCAAGUCACAUGGUCAGGAGGAACGCGUGCGUGAGAAGAAGGGAAGCGGCGGCCGGAGAGCGGGGAGAAAUUCAACAAAAUGAUUAUCCCUGUCAGAUGCUUCACGUGUGGGAAGAUCGUUGGAAAUAAGUGGGAGGCAUACCUCGGGCUGCUGCAGGCGGAGUACACUGAAGGUGACGCCCUUGAUGCUUUAGGCUUGAAGAGGUAUUGCUGUCGCCGUAUGCUUCUCGCUCAUGUGGAUCUGAUAGAGAAGCUUUUAAACUACGCUCCCUUGGAAAAAUGAAAAGGACCUGCGCGGACGUGACCUUCCCUAAUGGUGCACAAUACGGAGGAAACUUUUCUGUCCGGAGCAGAACGCACAGAUUUGUGAGAACCAUGAAGCAAACCGGGACAUUCCUAAUCACUGAUUACCUCUGCCUCCACAAAACGCCCUCAUUUUAUAUUUAAUAAAGAUAUUUUUGUUAUAAUUGA
This is a messenger RNA of Bufo bufo (common toad), 474 nucleotides long. RefSeq names its product RNA polymerase II, I and III subunit L (gene POLR2L). Gene Ontology annotation, molecular function: zinc ion binding; DNA binding; DNA-directed RNA polymerase activity. Gene Ontology annotation, biological process: transcription by RNA polymerase I; tRNA transcription by RNA polymerase III; transcription by RNA polymerase II. The record is from RefSeq and is a predicted model, not a curated record. The transcript has 3 exons. Gene Ontology annotation, cellular component: RNA polymerase III complex; RNA polymerase I complex; RNA polymerase II, core complex. The coding region runs from base 83 to 286 and encodes 67 amino acids. NCBI's taxonomy places the organism in Eukaryota, Metazoa, Chordata, Amphibia, Anura, Bufonidae.